Molecule: messenger RNA, 1525 nt
Organism: Penaeus vannamei (Pacific white shrimp)
Lineage: Eukaryota; Metazoa; Arthropoda; Malacostraca; Decapoda; Penaeidae
Source: RefSeq, a predicted model, not a curated record
UCCGAAAAAAACAAUAACCGGCAACUGAAACAUUUUACAACCGUAUACGAGUGCAAUUCACAUGCAGUAGAAAGUGCGCGGUGCAAGGAAGAGUGUGUGAUUGCGUUUGUAGUGACUGGCAAGUUGCUCCUGGGAACCAGAAUGAGUAAUUUAAUGACCAGGGUAUUUUUACAAAGAUUACCCCCAAAGCUAUGUGCUGGCAUUAGUGUGGGGAGUAACCGAUACAAACACAGCCACUGGGAACACCAUGAGAAUGGGUCAAGCGAAAGACAUUGGGUAUAUUCGCGGAACUCUGCUGUUGCAGGUUUGAUUGGGGUAGGGGCUGGAGUUGCCCUUUGGCUCAACGCUCAUCGGUCUGCAGAGGCAGCCAGUCUGCUCACAACAGACCAAGAGGUUUCUGCCUUUGGGGCUUAUCGUGAUGGUCUACCAGAAUACACACUUGAUGAUGUGUCCAAACAUGCAUCUGUGAAAGAGAGGGUGUGGGUGGCAUACAGACAUGGCGUUUAUGACAUCACCGAUUUUAUCCAGGAACAUCCAGGUGGCGACAAAAUCCUUAUGGGUGCAGGAGGUUCUGUUGAACCUUUCUGGGCCCUGUAUGCUGUUCACAAAAACCCACAUGUGCUGGAGUUGUUUGAGAAGUACAGAAUUGGAAACUUAUCUUCAAGUGAUGUUGGUGCACAUGUUAAAGACAUGGAUGACCCUUAUGGUAAUGAGCCUCGUAGACAUGUCGCCUUAAAGCCUUCAUCGAAAAAGCCUUUCAACGCUGAACCUCCUCUGCCUUUACUUGCCGACAAUCUGAUUACACCAAAUGAGCUCUUCUAUGUCCGAAACCACCUGCCAGUCCCAGACGUAGAUGCCUCGACCUACGAGUUGGACAUCACUGAUGAAGAGACUGAUAAGGAGAAAGUCCUUACACUGGAUGCCAUCAAGAAGUACCCCAAGCACACAGUGACCGCCACAAUACAAUGUGCAGGAAACCGUCGUUCAGAAAUGACAAGAGUGAAAGCUGUUAAAGGAUUGAGCUGGGGCCAAGCAGCUAUUGGAAAUGCCAAGUGGAGUGGAGCACGACUCUGUGAUGUGCUCAAGGAUAUGGGCAUAGAGCGAGACACCACAGAUGCUUUACAUGUACAGUUUGAGGGGCUGGAUACAGAUCCUGCAAACAUGCCGUAUGGUUCAAGUAUACCCAUUGAGAAAGCGCUAGACCCCUACGGAGAUGUUAUUCUGGCAUAUGAGAUGAAUGGUGAAACCAUACCGAGGGAUCAUGGCUACCCUAUCAGGGUUAUAGUACCUGGGGUUGUGGGUGCUAGAAAUGUAAAGUGGCUGGGUAAAAUUAUUAUAUCUAAGAAAGAAUCAGAUGCCCACUGGCAGCAGAAUGACUACAAAGGCUUUGCCCCAAAUGUUGACUGGGACACGGUUGAUUUCAAGAAAUCUCCCGCUAUUCAGGAACUGCCAGUUAUCUCUGCUAUUUGUGAGCCACUAGAAGGAGGGACGGUGAAGGUCAAAAAUGGCAAGGUCAAGCUGAGAG